UUCACUGGUCAUUGAGUGAGAUUGACGGCGGUGAGGGCGCCCUUGGGGCUAUCGGCCCCUGGACCUGCAAAGAUACGGUUGAGCGAGUCGAACCAAUAAAUGGGUCGAUUGUGGGCGAGGUGGAGCAAGGCAAAUCGUUGAGGCAAGUAACUGGCCCGCCAUCUCAUGACAAACUCUGCGCAGUUAGAGCCAGGGUCCCUGCGAAGUUGGCGUUUAAGCCAUAUCUCAACAACUGCUUGACCAAUCCAGAAUGCUGCGAUUCCCACCACAGCAUCUCCGUCAUGUUCUGGUUUAUCAUGAAGGGGAACGAAACUCGGCCUCAGUUAUCUCCCCUCCACCUGUUUCGGUCCCCGUCCCUGGUCUGUACGGUACAGAACGGUAACUUUAUCGUGACGUACUUGCACGGGGAUACCGCGUGGGCUGUCGAUGAGACGCUAAUGCACAGUGGAUGGACCCACGUCACUAUAACGUUUGACCUCCUGAGCAAUCUUACAGUUUACUUCAAUGGUGCCGAAGUGGCUGAAGCAAUCCCGACGUCAUCUUCGACACAAUUCGAUGACGUCAUAAAAGGUUUCCAGACGGACAACACGUCCUUCUGGAUUCUCUCUUCAGAAGAGAAUGUAACGUCAUCAGAUAUUCCUCCAAUAGCAAUGACAGAUUUGAAGGUAUUUUACUCAGCCUUGUCUGCAUCUCAAACUCGUGACAUCUUCCGAAGUGAACAUGAAGAUACUUCGCCCCGGGUCCUGCGAAUGGCAGCGAGGAAGUUUACCUUCAUGGACUCCGUGGAAACAGACGUACAGGUUACCCACAUCAAGCUGUCCUGCCUGAUUCGAGGACCAUCCGAAGUCAAUGUCCGGUUCAUGUAUGAAAGCGACCACGGGUAUUUUGCCGAGGUUACCUCGAACGAGUUCUAUAUGCUGUCGUUCAGCCAAGAAGAGAAUGACCACCGCGUGAUAGCCGUCUUACAUAUUUACGGCAAAAAGGACGGUAAUGCUGGAUACCUGCCUUCCCGGUUCACCUGCGAAGUGGUAUCCGAUAAUCCUCUCAGCGCCUACGGAUAUCCGGUUAUAGAAACACCCGCUCCUACCGAUCUGGAUGACAGCAACACGUACUAUUGGACUAGAUUUUUCAACGCCGACACUGAUAUUAUUGGAGCCGAAGUUGAGACAAUAGAAGCUCAUCGUGAUUUGGCUGAGAACAACGAAGAAUACGAUAUCUGCAGAAAUCCAAUAUACGCUGAAUGCAGGGCAACCCUUUUUCCAUCCCUCAAUUCUUAUCAACCGUGGUAUGAAUCAUCGGUUACAUUUGUACCGGAUUCGGAUUAUCCGUGUAACGAGAAAGGUAUCCGCUGCACCAGAGGAUAUUUCAGUCAGAACGUUCAAAAGUGUCCAGAUCUCAAGGUCCGCUAUGUAUGUCCCGUUAUCGAAUCUCCUGCAGAUGAAGUGCCUUCCACUAGUACCAGCACGACUGGUGCUACUCCCAGCAAUAAUGCGAACAAGAACACGGAUGGUAGUCAGACCACUACCAGGGGUGGCGGUGUCGUAAAGGUCACUGACUUCCAAGCUACGGCAUCGUCCUCAACAACUAAUAAUGCUGUCGAUGGCGAGAAAGACCAGGGUGGUGACGAUGUGACAACAACCAGAAUGGGUCAUGACGCUACGACAAGCUCGGAUGAAAGAAGUGUUGUUUCAACUUCUGGAAGUAGUGUUGCUUCAACUACUGGAAGCAUAUCGUCGCCGGCCAGCACGAGUAUCUCUUCCACUCGCCCCAGGGAGACGUCAUCGGGCACCAUACUCAACUCCAGGGACCCCGAUGACACUACUGUUAUCAGUGACAAGCAAUCCCAAUACACCAGCACCAGCAAGCCAUCGGAAGGUGUUAGCACUACACCCGAUGUCACACAACCUAACCGUGUCGAUACGGAGUCAUCACGUGAUGAAACCAGUCAACAUGUUGUUGAAGAAACCACGGUUGACAACGAUCCGAGUAGCACUGAUUCUAACACCGACGAGACUUCAACCAAUACCGAUCAGGGCGACAGUUCUAUCAAGGAUACCCAAGGCAACAAUGACUCGGACAAAUCAACAGGAAACAGGAAAACAUUAUCUAAAGACAAUAAACUUUUCUUGUACCCCGUGAUGAUCGUGGCGCUUGGGAUCGGAAUACCAACCAUCACGGCUUGCUAUUAUCUUUGCCGAAAGCAAACUCCCGAAGAGAUAGAGGAGAAGAGACUUAUUGAGGAAAGGAAGCAAAGACUCGCUAAUGAACAAAAAUCGGCGGCCAGACCAUAGACAAAAAGGAGCCUUU
Messenger RNA from Lytechinus variegatus (green sea urchin), 2307 nucleotides. RefSeq lists its product as uncharacterized. The coding region runs from base 282 to 2291 and encodes 669 amino acids. The record is from RefSeq and is a predicted model, not a curated record. The transcript has 10 exons. NCBI's taxonomy places the organism in Eukaryota, Metazoa, Echinodermata, Echinoidea, Temnopleuroida, Toxopneustidae.